CAGUCCUCCUUCCUCUGGCUCUCUCGCGGCCCCUUGCGGGAAGGUCUCCUAGAGGCCGUGGGGUCGUUUCUGGCGGCCAAGUGGGCCUAACUUCUAGAGUCCCGAGGGUCGUCGCUGCCGGGGAGAUCUCCGCCCCAUUUCCGUGCCGCCUUGUCCUUAGGGCCCAGAGCCCCGUGCGCUAAGGGCCCUGUCCCAUCUCUGCCCUACACGCGGGAGUCAGCCUAAGGCUGAGCCCAGGACAGCAGCCGCGCCUGACGCUGCUCGCCUGCCUAGCACAGGCAGGAGGUGAGCGGAGUCGGCUGCCUUCCCGCCCCAGGGCCCUCCAAGGGAGUGGGCUCCACAUCCGUGGGCCCGAGGAAUCUGCGGAGAGACGGGAAGAGCAGGGGACACUCACAGGGUGGGGGGCCAGGCGGGAGUCCAGUAGUCCUCGUGGAGACAGCUGGGAAAGGCCUCGGGGCAAGGGACCUCGGACUUCCUCCUCUGCCUCAAAACAGACAGUCUAAGCUGGGUGCGGUGGCUUGCGCCUGUAAUCCCAGCACUUUGGGAGGACGACGCGGGUGGACCACCAAGUCAAGAGAUCGAGAACCAUCCUGGCCAACAUGGUGAAACCCCGUCUCUACUAAAAAUUAGCCGGGCGUGGUGGCACGCGCCUGUAGCCCCUGCUGCUUGGGAGGCUGAAGCAGGAGAAUCUCUUGAACCUGGGAGGCGGAAGUUGCAGUGAGCCGAGAUUGCGCCUCUGCACUCCAGCCUGACAACAACAGAGCAAGACUCCAUCUCAAAAAAAAAAAGAUGACCACGCACAGGCAGCAAGGGGCAGGGGGUGGUCCACGCUCAGCCUUCAGUACACAUUUGUGGAAUUAAUCCCUCCCAGGACAGGUUGUGAAGAAAGCUCGUUAACCUCAAGAUUCAGAAGCACCAUUCACAGCACAAGCUUUGGAGUCAAAUCCAGGCUGUUAACUUGCUGCGUGCGCCUCCGAUUUACCUCUUUCUGCCUGUUUGCUCAUCCGUAAAGUGGGAACCGUGGCUGAGUCUACUUUGAAUCUGAUUAUGCUGCAUGUACUCAGAAGACAGGGCUAAGUUGAGUGACUGCUCAGUUUACAAGAGCUGUUACUGUAGUUGGGAAGCGCCCUGAGACACACAUGCACUGCAAAGGAUACAAAGGACCUGGUGCAGAGGAAGGGAGGUCUGUGGCCCAGAGUGGCACCUGAAGAUGAGCAUUUCGCAACUGGGACUCCUCCCUGCCACCUGGCCUCCUCUACUCAAUGAGCUUUUCCCUGUUGCUCUAUGAAGAAAAUAGAUGUGUCCAUGAAGGUAUUAAUUUCCCUGAGGAAAGGACACUGGUGAAGGAGCAGUGAGGAACCUGCAGAGUCACACAGUUGCCCUGCCCCUCGAACUGUGACAUGGAGAGAGUGACCCUGGCCCUUCUCCUACUGGCAGGCCUGACUGCCUUGGAAGCCAACGACCCAUUUGCCAAUAAAGACGAUCCCUUCUACUAUGACUGGAAAAACCUGCAGCUGAGCGGACUGAUCUGCGGAGGGCUCCUGGCCAUUGCUGGGAUUGCGACAGUUCUGAGUGGCAAAUGCAAAUGCAAGAGCAGCCAGAAGCAGCACAGUCAUGUACCUGAGAAAGCCAUCCCACUCAUCACUCCAGGCUCUGCCACUACUUGCUGAGCACAGGACCGGCCUCCAGGGAUGGCCUGAAGCCUAACACUGGCCCCCAGCACCUCCUCCCCUGGGAGGCCUUAUCCUCAAGGAAGGACUUCUCUCCAAGGGCAGGCUGUUAGGCCCCUUUCCGAUCAGGAGUCUUCUUUAUGAAUUAAACUCGCCCCACCACCC
Molecule: messenger RNA, 1835 nt
Organism: Pongo pygmaeus (Bornean orangutan)
Lineage: Eukaryota; Metazoa; Chordata; Mammalia; Primates; Hominidae
Gene: FXYD4
Product: FXYD domain containing ion transport regulator 4
Exons: 10
Coding region: 1401-1670 (89 amino acids)
Biological process (GO): potassium ion transmembrane transport; regulation of sodium ion transmembrane transporter activity
Cellular component (GO): membrane
Molecular function (GO): sodium channel regulator activity
Source: RefSeq, a predicted model, not a curated record